This is a messenger RNA of Canis lupus familiaris (dog), 440 nucleotides long. Its product is annotated as small nuclear ribonucleoprotein F. The coding region runs from base 1 to 381 and encodes 126 amino acids. Gene Ontology annotation, molecular function: RNA binding. The transcript is spliced from 2 exons. Gene Ontology annotation, biological process: mRNA splicing, via spliceosome; spliceosomal snRNP assembly. The record is from RefSeq and is a predicted model, not a curated record. NCBI's taxonomy places the organism in Eukaryota, Metazoa, Chordata, Mammalia, Carnivora, Canidae. Gene Ontology annotation, cellular component: catalytic step 2 spliceosome; U1 snRNP.
AUGGCUAAAAAUAACAACACAGACAACAACAGAUCUUUGCGGUUCGCGCAGGGCCGGAGUUACUCCUGUCACGAGGGAGGGGCUACAGCUGGGUUGGCGGCGAGCAGCCUGCCGCAUUGGCUUGUUUUGCCUCUCAAUCCGAAACCUUUUCCGAAUGGAUUAACAGGAAAGCCAGUAAGGGUGAAACUGAAGUGGGGAAUGGAGUACCAAGGUUACCUCGAAUCUGUAGAUGGCUAUAUGAAUAUGCAGCUUGCAAACACAGAAGAAUACAUAGAUGGAGCGUUGUCUGGACAUUUGGGUGAAGUUUUAAUAAGGUGUAAUAAUGUCCUUUAUAUCAGGGGUGUUGAAGAAGAGGAAGAAGAUGGAGAAAUGGGAGAAUAGCAUCUUUUGUGGAGAAUGUUUUUUAUAUAUAUUUCUAGACAAUAAACAUUUUUUUCAAC